AUGGCGAACUCUGCAAGCUUGGAAAUGGCGGACGGGACCAAGAGUGAUUUUGUUGGACGUUUGGAAUCGACGAGUGGAGCAAGAGAGAAGAGAGACAUGUGCAGCGGGCUUUCAUAUAAAAAGAGGAUUUAUGAUCCAGUGGAUUAUAAAACCAAUAAUAAAGUUGAAUUUUGGAUAGUUGAUGAGAAACAGGAAGGAGAGCUUGAUUAUGAUGAACUAGAAGAAAUGAUUGAAGAAGAAUUUUCCAAAACUAGUGAGGAUGGAUCCUCUCAAUCACGUAAGAAAGACACAAAUAUUGUGCAAGUUGAUGAUGAGGAUGAUCUUGAUGAUAUUGACUUCAAAAGUUAUAAAAUUGGAGAUAAGGAUGAUAAAGAUGAAGAUGAAGCAUGGCUUAGAUAG
Messenger RNA from Coffea eugenioides, 399 nucleotides. RefSeq lists its product as uncharacterized. The transcript has 3 exons. The coding region runs from base 1 to 399 and encodes 132 amino acids. Lineage: Eukaryota; Viridiplantae; Streptophyta; Magnoliopsida; Gentianales; Rubiaceae. The record is from RefSeq and is a predicted model, not a curated record.